AUGACUGUGCCGGCAAACUGGAAAGACGAGAACAGGACAAUCCAGAUCCUGACCAAAGCCGAAAAGGGCCGAUACGGCGUGAUUGCCGCCAUCGCAUAUAACCUCGAGCAGAUCCACGGCCUCGUCACCGCAGCCGAGGAAGCCCGCUCGCCUCUCAUCAUCCAAUUCUUCCCUUGGGCAGUCACCUACGCCGACGGUCUGCUGGUCCGCACCGCCAAAGAAGCCGUGUCCCGAGUAUCCGUUCCAAUUUCAAUUCACCUCGACCACGCGCAAGACGAGAAGAUUAUCCAGUAUGCAGCCGACAACUUGCCGUUCGACAGCAUCAUGGUCGACAUGUCCCAUUACGAAAAGGCGGAGAACCUAGAAAAGACGGCGAAAUGGGUUAAAUACUGCCACGAACGCAAGAUUGCAACCGAGGCCGAGCCCGGGAGGAUAGAAGGUGCCGAAGACGGCGUCAUGGACACGGCCGGGUUGGAAGCUAGCAAGACCACCGCCGAGGAAGUUGACGAGUUCAUCGCUACGGGUGUGGAUUCCCUCGCACCGGCGUUUGGCAACGUACACGGCGAGUACGGAAAGUUGGGCCCGCAAUUGGACUUUGAACGGUACGUAAUGUCCGGUCGGGGCGCAGGAUAUGACUUCUGGAUAAGCCCUCCCCGGAACAAGGAUACUGAUAACGAGGUUUGCAGAUUCGAAAAGAUACGCGCCCAGAUUGCCGGCAGAGUAAGAGUGGCUCUGCACGGUACCAACGGAUUUCCGCCUGAUCUGAUGAAGCAGUGCAUUGCUGCGGGCGCGACAAAGAUAAACGUCAACAGGCUUGUUUUGGACGAUUAUUAUACACAUCUCCGGUCGCAGGUCACGCGGUUGCCGCAUACGACGCUUAUCGAGGAGGGUACGAGCAAUGUCAUCCGGCAGACGAAGGAGUGGAUGGAGAUUUGUGGAUCAGCGGGACAGGCAUGA
Molecule: messenger RNA, 957 nt
Organism: Colletotrichum abscissum
Lineage: Eukaryota; Fungi; Ascomycota; Sordariomycetes; Glomerellales; Glomerellaceae
Product: tagatose 1,6-diphosphate aldolase
Exons: 1
Coding region: 1-957 (318 amino acids)
Biological process (GO): carbohydrate metabolic process
Molecular function (GO): aldehyde-lyase activity; zinc ion binding
Source: RefSeq, a predicted model, not a curated record